CACUAUCGUCACCACCACCACCGUCACCACUGCGCGUGCGCGGCUCGCUUCCUGCACGCACUCCGCCGCCUGCGCCUCGAGCCGCUCCUCCUCCUCCUCCCCCACUGCUCCCCUCCAUUGUUGUUGUUGCUGCUGCUGCUGUUGUUGCUGCUGCUGCUGUUGUUGUUGGUGGUGUUCCCGCCUGGCUGCCACCGCUGAAUCUCUCGCGAUUGCUCUUCAUUGCAAAGCUGGUCUCCAAGAGCACUCCGACCUGCUCUCAUCCACCUUUAAAAUGCAUUUUCAGGCUUUUAAGAUGGAAGACACGGCAACAGCUUUAAAAACAGAAUCCAGAGGCGCAGGUGGAACAAGAGAAUACAAGAUUGUGAUGCUGGGACCUGGUGGAGUUGGAAAAAGUGCAAUGACGAUGCAGUUCAUCAGCCACCGCUUCCCUGAAGACCACGAUCCAACUAUCGAGGAUGCCUAUAAAACACAAGUCCGCAUUGAUGAUGAAACGGCACACCUUGACAUUUUGGACACUGCAGGACAAGCGGAGUUUACAGCCAUGCGUGACCAGUACAUGCGCGCAGGCGAAGGAUUUAUCAUCUGCUACUCCAUUACCGACCGCCGCAGUUUCCAGGAGGCUGCUCAGUUCAAACAGCUCAUCUAUCAAGUCCGUCACACGUACGAGGUUCCUGUGGUGCUUGUGGGCAACAAGACCGACUUGGGAGAAAUUCGCCAGGUCUCGCAGGAAGAGGGCCGAUCACUGGCACGAGAGUUCAGCUGUCAGUUCUUUGAGACAUCAGCCGCGUUGCGGCAGUACGUGGACGAGGUAUUCUACGCUGUCGUGCGGGAAAUCCGCCGCAAGGAGCACGACGCCAUGGUGGCGAUGGAGAGACGGUCCAAAAGGAAAGACAGCCUUUGGAAAAAGCUCAAGGGCUCCUUGAAGUCUAAAAGGAGAGAGAACGUCACAUGAGUUACACAUCCCGCAUAUGCCUUCGGCGGCUGAGGAUGUUUACACCUCGCAAGCUGGCACUAAUCUCUAUAAAUCAUAGGUUAGACUCGUGCACUGUGGCUUCAUGUGUUUCUCAAUAUUUCAUCAGGUUUUGUUUGAUUAGUUUGAAGCGGGGUUUGUUUACGGCACGUGGAACGGUGCCACGUACCGUGGAACCCGCAUAAUAAUAUACAAUUUAUGAAUAUUAUUCACCACCCUUACACACAUCACUGACUUAAACAUCUGUGCUUGAUGCAAAGUAAUAUUGAAAUACUUUAUCUUAAAAAUGUAAAAGUCAGUGUCUCCUCGCUAAAUGAGCGUGGGGAAGUGCUUUGUCUCCCUUUUUGGAAGGUUUGAGGCAGCGCUGGAACUUCCACAUUUCUCAACAGUGGCACUCAAGACGGAUGAAAGGCCGAGUCUAUUCUGGCCCAAAUGACCAAGUCGCCCAGUAUAACUGCGCCGAAUAAAAAAAUAAGUGUUUUACCUCCUCUUGGAAUAUGUUGAAAGCGCUGGACAAGAGUGGCAAGUUCUCAAGUAGGAAAAAACUAAUUGAUUUGAAUGAAUAAAUUGGUUUACGCCGCUAAUAUGGGCAAAUUCUUAACCCUCCAGCACUCAACAUAGCCAAACAAAUCACAUUUAUUUGGCUGUGUCAAUUGUGAAUAUUAUUAUUGGCCAUGAAAGCCUGUGAUAAAUUAUAUUGUUGUUAGACAGAAAAACAUCACUUCAUCUCCGAUAGGCAAUGACUGUUCUAAUUUUUGCACUUUUAUCUUAGUAGCAUUUGUACAAUGAUCAUGCAUUUCUCACCCCAUUGAAAUCACAAAAUGUCUUAUUUUGAAAUCUCGUCUUGAAUGCUAAAAUGAAUAAGAAUGUAACUUACCUUGUAUGUUUACAUAACAAUGGUCACAGGUUUUCCAAUAAUAUACACACAUCUAUUUUCCCAAUGUUUAGAAGGUCACCUGUUUUGGGGUGAAUAUACCUUGAAGUAUAAGGAUGACUUUGCAUCAAGUAUGGGUAGCUAACUACUUUGCAUUUUAUUUGGUCAGUGUGAAACUUUUUUUGGCACAAAUACAAGAGUGAUGUUAAGGGGUGGUGGGUGCUGUAGAUUUGAGGGUAUUUUCCUUGUUUGUAAUUUUUUAUGAUCGGGAAGUUAACCGCCAGUUUACUUUUAGGACAUUCUUUCAACUGAAAUAUUGACUUGUGCUUAGAAUCACUGUAUUGCUCAUUCAAUAGUUGUUUAUUUAUAUGACCACUUCAAGUAAAUUAUAAAGCAAAUUUGCAACAACAACAACAAAAACGUCAAAGUAGUCUUUUGGACAUUUACAUUUCCUUAAACUUGCCUUAUGUUUACUGUAGUUCAACAGAAUUAUGUUCCAAAAGUUCAGUUAGCAUGGUUGUUCUCACUGUGAGAAGGGUAAGACGCUUGAACGUGAUUACAUUUGGCUUUCUAAAUAUUCUAUUUUAUAAUCCAUUUGCCUUCAUGUAGACAUGGUAGGGCAAUUUAUCACAACUGGACACCUACCUUUUUAUUCCACGUGCUUUUGCAUUUUAAAUUGAAUCAAAUAUUGUUAUGAUCGAGUGUCAUGCAAAACUGAUGACAUGGUAAAACAAACUGCUGAUAAUUUCACAAUAAACUGUAGAUGUUAUAGUUGGAGCUUAUUUAUUUUGUUUCAGGAAUGAAAUGCUAUUUUUUGUUAACAUUGCUCAAGUUGUACUUAUUUAUAAUCCAUUUAUAAUUAAACACAUUUAGAUGUAAAUGCAAAUAAUUACUAACAUAGACUAAUACCAAAAACAUGUUGUUUACUGUUAAUUUUAGUUGACACUCUAAAUUUCAAAGUUUGUCAUUUAUAUAUGUAAAAAACAUACAAUUAAAAAAAAGCUGAUUCCAUUAAAGCAAAAGUAUUAGAAAAUUAUGAACAAAUCCUUCAGCAGUGACAGUUAAAGUUAUUGUGGACUAUAAUAUGCUUACAUAUUCAGUCCUUCAAAGUAAUCUUCAUUAGUUGAAGAUUUAUGAUCUUGCUCCAUAUCGUUAAUUUGUAAUUUUGAAUUCACCUCAGGUCUACGUUGCAAAGCAAAAUGACAGUUGCAAUACAAAAGGUUAUAAAAGGGUUAUUGAAAGAAAUCACCAGUCAAAACUGACAACUGGAAUGGGGUGUCCAGAACAUGGUAUCCACAUCAUGUUAAUGAAGACUAAUGUUCAUAUCACCAAGACUGUUUGCAAAUGGUAAUCAUGUUAACUAGUACUCUUUGGUUCUUGCGGUAUAGUCAGGUAAGUAUAAAAUAAUUAUUUGUUUUAUUUUCUACCUACGUGACUUUACCGAAAGAACCAAAGAGUAUGGAUUCCUGCAGUCACGAAAGCUUCAAAUCAAGAUUGAAUGUUAACUCGUGUUCAAAUGCUUGUAGUACAUGUUACAUGAUGUAUAACGGAAUUAAGAAUGCAUUAGAGGAAGAUUCAGUGUGGUCAGGACUGUCUUAAAUACUCCUGAAUGAGGCUUAACAGGAGGAAUACGUAGCCUGAUGAGACAUUCCUAUAUCAAAAGCUGGAUGAAUUCAAUUCACUCAAAUGCCUGUUUUCUAAAAUGUAAAUAUUUGAUUAAAAUCCCAGUUGAUGACGUUUACAAAAUUGAGUCAGUGACCAGAGGGUGACAUCUGUAAUGUUUUCUUCCAAUCAACUGGAACAAAUGCCAGCCUACGUUCAUGUAUUGCAUAAUAAUACAAUUCAGAGUCUACCUACAUUUGCCUUAAGAGCUAUUUUUUAGCCUGUAUAUGGAAGCUAUUAUUGUACUUGUGGUUUAGAAAAUGAUGUGUAUUUGGGAAAUAAUACUUUUUUAAUAGCAGCUUUGUCUAGAAUCUAGCAGUAAGAAACAUUGAGAAAAUUAUCACUUGUUUAAGUAACUUGUUGUAGCCCAUAAUACUAUGAUCAAGCAGUUUGCCAUUAACAUGUGUAUGUUUAAAUGUGCACAAUUUCCAAAGUGCAUACUUUAACAAAGAAUUAUGCUGUGGCUACUUUAUUGUCAGCACAGUGAAAUAACUUAUUUAGGUGCCUUUUCCAUGGGGAGCAGUAAAUAAUUUUUGCAAUUUACAAAAAAGAUACUGUAAGUUAAUUGCACAUUUUUGGUUUUAAAAUUCCUGCACGAAAAAAAAAUCUUAAUAAAAGGCCAAUACAUAAAUGAAUUAAAUAGAGAUAUUAAGAUUUUCAAUAUGAAUUGUAUUAAAUGGUAGCUUUAUGUUUAUUGAGUAAAUAAUUAACCGCAUUUUUACAAUGGGUUAUGCCGUAUUUUUAUUAUCUACUUGGAUUUAAAAUAGGAAAAAUAUAAAAAAACUCGCCCCUAAAAGUGGUUAUUUUCAGGAUGAAAACCAAAAACGGGUAAUUGUGAACAUUGAACACUGUUGCUUGGUAGCUGUUUUAUGCGAAUCGAGAUGCCAUCUGUUUUUAAUUUGUGUCAAAGCUGUUGAAGCCUGUUUUUACAGUUCUAAUAAAUAUUGUUUCAUUUUGUCUGUUAA
Messenger RNA from Petromyzon marinus (sea lamprey), 4471 nucleotides. Its product is annotated as GTP-binding protein Rit1-like. Gene Ontology annotation, biological process: signal transduction. Gene Ontology annotation, molecular function: GTP binding; GTPase activity. NCBI's taxonomy places the organism in Eukaryota, Metazoa, Chordata, Hyperoartia, Petromyzontiformes, Petromyzontidae. Gene Ontology annotation, cellular component: membrane. The record is from RefSeq and is a predicted model, not a curated record.